Phymastichus coffea is the source of this 4380-nucleotide messenger RNA. Its product is annotated as midnolin-B. Gene Ontology annotation, molecular function: protein binding. The transcript has 7 exons. The coding region runs from base 388 to 2370 and encodes 660 amino acids. The record is from RefSeq and is a predicted model, not a curated record. Gene Ontology annotation, cellular component: nucleus. NCBI's taxonomy places the organism in Eukaryota, Metazoa, Arthropoda, Insecta, Hymenoptera, Eulophidae.
AGAGCUCUCUCACUCUCUCUCUCUUUUUCGUGCAGGCAGCAGUCGUGGUCCCGGCUCCCGGCAGUCAGUCGCUCAGUAGUGUACGCGCCUCGUUCGCUUUCGGGUUGGUUUGGUUGGACGCUCCCGUCGCCGCGCUGUGUGUAGUACGAGUACAAGCACGAUCGAUCCGUGUGAGACAGUUUAUGUUAUACUCGUGAUGCGCUAGUGUCUCGUUGCUGCUGCUGCUACUGCUGCUGUGCUGCUGCGCCUCUGUUCUCGCCCCGAGUGCGUGCGCUCCGUUACAAACGUGUACUUUAACGGCAAGCGACAACAUUGUCACAGUCAUCGACGUCAUCGUCAACAACAAUAAUUGGGCGAGAGAGAGAGGGAGCGGGAGUUGAGUGUGAAAUGAGCGAGGCGCAAAGUAACAGUUCAACGUCGUCGGGGUGUGGCUGUGUUGGCGAUGGAUCAACGUCGACGACGGCGAUAACGGUCUUGGUGUCGCCGACAACGGGCGGCCAAUUCGAUGUAACAGUCGAGCGCGGCGACAGCGUCGAUAAUUUGAAGAAAAUCAUCUCCAAGAAACUAAAAGUUGCCAAGGAGCGAAUCUGCCUUUUACACCGCGAGAGGCAGCUGCGCGAGGGCACGCUGGAGGAAAAUCGGCUGCAGGACGGCAGUCGACUGACGCUGCUGCCGAGCGUGGAAACCGGAUUGCUGGCACAGCGACCGGAGCAGAGCGUGAUGCAGGCGCUGGAGAGCCUGAGCGACUCGCAAGUGAACGACUUUCUGUCGGGCAAGGCGCCGCUCAACCUGACCAUGCGACUUGGCGACCACAUGAUGCUCAUCCAGCUGCAGCUCUCCACCGUGACGCCAGCGACGGCACAACAGCAGCAGCAGCAGCAGCAGCAGCAGCAGCAGCAGGUGCCCAGCCAACAGACGGAGCUGGUAACGCAACAACCGUCCUUGCCAGUCGAGCCUGCGCCGCCGCCUGCUAGACGUUCCACAGGGGUAUUUUCGUCGCUCGGUACGCCAAAGACAACGUCACCCUCAGCAACCUCGCCUUGUCCCUCGCAAAUCUCUGUUUCGUCUUCGCUGGUCGGUAAUUUGGGCUCGACCAAUCCGUUCGUUGCUACCUCGACACCGCCAAGUCUACCGUACUGCACCAGUACUUCGCAACUCCAACAGCAGACUCCGCCGUCGACGCCGCCUGCUACGACGCCGUCGCCGCCUACCGCAGCCCCGACUAUAAAUCGACGACACCAUCGUCAUCUACACAACGCAAGGCAUUCUUCUUCUCAUCAUUGCCAUCACUAUCGUCACAUCCACCACAUCCGCAGUGCCAGGAAGAAUGGACAAGCCAAGUCAUACUCGACAUUGCUGCCGUGCCCGUCCUGCGACUGCAGUCCCGAGAUUGACGCCAAUUGCGACACCACGACGCCAAAGAAGCAGCAGUGCAAUUGUCUGGGCGCCAUCAACAGUAGCAGCAACGCUGCGAAUAAUACGAGCCAGGACCUCAUGGCUGCACCGGUGAUCGAGGCGACACCGCCUACGACGCCAACCAGUCCCGAUGCACCUGCCUCGUCCACCGACGUCGCUGUCUCGGGUGCUACCCUCGACCCGAGAGCGCUUCUCGAAGCCUCGCGAAACCUCACGCAGAAACUUAAGAUGCUUUCUUCCGAGCAGGAGAAUGCCAAACGCCGCCAAGGAGCGAUAAUCGAGAGCAUGCAUCAUCACGGCAAAGGCGUGUACACGGGUACAUUCAGCGGCACGCUCAAUCCAGCGUUACAAGAUCGUCACGGACGGCCAAAACGCGAUAUCAGCACGAUCAUUCACAUACUCAAUGAUCUGCUUUGCGCGACACCGGCAACAACUGCUGGACACUACAGGUACCAUAGGCAUCCUACGACGCAGCAGCAGCAUCCGCAACAACAUCAGCAGCAGCAAAGAUCACUGCCACAGAUUAGCAGCAGCCAGACAACUAACGCGAACAUUGCAGCUAACAGUGUUGGAGCCAGGCAGUGCCCGGGUUCGCCUAAGUCUGGAUACUCUAGCGAAGAACUUUCCAAAGAAAACGAAGCGACGAAGGGCAAGAUGAGGCGGCUACGUUUGGUGAUGGAGCAGCGUCGUGAAAAGAUGCGCGCGCGACGUCAAGCUCGUGCCGCGCCCUACACAACAAAGUGGGCAGAAUUGACACCGACUGAAUCGUCGUCGUCGUCUUCAUCAUCAUCAUCAUCAUCCUCAACAUCAUCAUCAUCAUCAUCAUCAUCUUCGUCGUCAUCGUCAGCGUCAUCGACAUCGUCAAGCCCAUCAACGAGUAACAAAUCAUCGGCUAAUGAUUCACAAACUGAGUCCGAACUACAACCAUGUAGUUCCGAACCGGUGGUCGCUUAACGCACUCGAGUUGCUGCCCGCGCGAGUUUACUGUAAUAUAAAAUAGUGUGUGCGUGCGUGUACUGGUGAGAGACGCUUAAUUCUGUUCCUCAAACAAAGAAACAAAAAAAGAUAUAGAGUAAGCUGUGGCAGUACGACUGCUUUUGGCUUUAAUUAUUAUUAAUUAAUUCAUUCAUUACUUCGUUAAAAACAAGACAUGAAAAAUAAUAAUAUGCCACAUGAGAGACUUUUUAUACGCGUACACACGUCGAAAGAGGGUCCUAGAGAAAGAUGGAAGAUUAAUGAAAAAAUGUAUGGAAAUUCACUGACAUGAUUAUGCAGGAGACUUCUUCAGUUAUAAGUUUCUCUUUCAAUUAGGUAGUAAACACACACACACACGUGCGCGCGCACGCGCGCGAAAGCAAACAAGUUGCGCAUCAUUUCUCUAGUGUCUAUAGCCUUAGGUUCUAUUUAGGAAUGGAAUUGUCAUUUAUCAUAGGAGAUGAAGAAAAGAAAACUGUGCUAUCAAGGAACGCAAAAAAGUGCGUUUUCGUUGGCGUUUGUAACAUAUACUCGGACACAUUGUGCAACGUACCAAAACGAUAGGACAAUUUUUUUGAGUUCUCUUUGCUGUUUUAGGAACUAUGCUGCUGUUGUGUCAUGAAUUACGGCGUUAUGUGUUGUGUGCUUGUGUUAGCCUUGUUGUUACUAUUAUCGAGCUAUUUACUGCGUUUAGGUAUCAAAUUAGUUAAUGAGCAUCUCUUGAGUGAUCUCUUGUAUGUUAUUAUUAUUACUUCGUACUAUUAUUAUUACUUACUUAUUUUAUUUUCUUCUUCCUUCGUUAUCAAGUGUUGGAUUGGAGUGAUAAACAAAACAUAACCAAGCAAUUUUUAAUGACACCAGUGAUCGAGGUUGGAAGAGAACGCAUAGAAUAAUAAGCAAUUAAUUAAAUCUGAUUUCUUUUUUUAUUUUUAAAUUGCCAUUUAUGUUACAUACGAUCGUAAAAACUUAUCGAUGCUUCUUAAAUUGCGCUAUUACGACUUUUGUUUUUUUUUAAUUUAUCCUAGUUCUUUGCUGUGUUACACGCAGAACGGACUUGAUGACAAUACAACUACCGUUACAAAAAAUAACGACGAUGAAAGAGAAAAAAAAAUAGACACGCGCGGGUAACCUCAUGGUUCUCACUGAUUGCGAGUGCCAAGAGCACAUAUUGGUCAUAAAUGAGAAAAACUGUACAGGUUCGGUAAAGAAUUGUAAUUUUUUAAAGGAAAAAUACAUAAACAUAGUGUUCUAUAAGUCGGUAAAUUGCACGAGAUUGAACAUAUAUGCAGUAAAUGUAAUAAAAGUUUAGGUUUUUUUUAAUUAUUUUACGUUAAUAUUUUUAUUGCAGACACAACACGGUCCAAAAAUUCAUUUGUUACAAAACAACAAUGAUAUACAUAUAUAAAUAAUAAUUAUCCUAAACCUUGAAGAAUUGCUAGAUCAUUCAGUGAUAAUUACUCUAAAGUACCGACGAAAAAUUAAAGAAUUAAUUUCAGAUAAAAAGUAUUUACAAAUAAUGUACAAUAAACGAAAAAGAAAUAGCAGUGCAUCGCAUAUAAAAAAUUGAAUAAAGAAUACGCUAAGAAACGAUACAAGUACUUUGAAAAAACAAAAUCUUGUCUUUUCAUUGCAUAUCAAUCGUCAUUAUUAUUAUUAUUAUUAUUUUAAUUCCAAAGCAAUUUUGGAAUGCAAUCGCUUACAUGCCUAAGUAAAAAAUCGUCUGAAAAAGCAGUUUUCGAAGUAAACUUCGAAAUGUAUUCGGUACAUCAAAACAUGCAGGUAUAACGACAUGAAAUAAAAAAUUUAACUAAGGAGAGAUUUCGGAAAAGGCAUUACACGUUGGACGAGAACAAGUGGACGGGAAAACGCGCCGCAAAAAUUCUUUUUCUCUAAAGUUAAGAUAAUAAUUAUGGCACCACGUGAAAAACAGUUAAAAUUCAAGAGGAAGGGGUUCAGGUCUGGUCGGAGGAAACUUGGUAGAAAAAUUCU